AUGAUAGCAUACGAGAUUUCUUCGGGUUUCUACUUCUGUUUAUCCUUUCUUUUUAGAAAACCGCCUCACUCAAACGAUAACCAAGCUCCUGCGACAACUUCCAAAUCCCCCUCAACCACGUCGACAGCAACGACGUCGGUUGAGAAAGCGCGACAGAGGGAGGAGACACGACUCUUUAAUGAGUCCGUAGAUGCCCUGGCUGAACGCCUUCGUCCAGUCCUCGAGGCUGUGAAGGCGCACAAGUUUGCUGGCCCCUUUCUUGCUCCAGUCACUGCCUCUGAGGCUCCUGGGUACUUUAAUAUAAUCACAUUUCCCAUCGGUAAGUGGCUCUUUUUCAUGUUUAUCUCUUCGUUGCGUCAAAAUCCCUUUGCUUCCCGAUUUGAAAUUAAGCUUUUUUUAAUUGCUCAAGCUCUAAAGCUCAAUCUAACGGAGCUUAUGCACUUAGUGUAA
Hydatigera taeniaeformis is the source of this 450-nucleotide messenger RNA. NCBI's taxonomy places the organism in Eukaryota, Metazoa, Platyhelminthes, Cestoda, Cyclophyllidea, Taeniidae. The record is from the annotation of a GenBank genome assembly.